CAACUCUGUCCCCAAGUCCUCCUCUUCCCGGGACCAACACAUCGUCACCCCGCGCCCGCUGCCCAUCGCCAUGGAGACGCUAUCACGCAGGGUGCAGGCCACAGCCCUGUGUGUCCCGCUGGAGAUGUCCCCAUCAAGUCUCCAGUUUGAUCUGGAGCCCUUUAGCUCAGUCACUACUACCUCACAAACUCAGACCGUAGAGCUGAGGAACGUGUCUGACAAGAGGGUGAGCUGGAGGAUUGACUGCAGCGCUGCAGUAACACCAGGAGGGGGCAGUAGCACCAGCAGCAAUGAGGGACUGUUCACUGUCUGUCCUACCGCUGGGACACUGGAGCCAUUGCAGUUGACAGCGGGUCAGAUCGAGGUGUCCCUCCCUCUGUUUCUGUCUGAGGAGGGGCAGGAGGAGAGAGAGGGGGAGGAGGGGGGAGCCCCUCACCCCUACAGGGUGCUGUCUCUCAGUGCCACCCCUCACCCCCCCAGCAUCACCUUCCUCCCCCCGCGAGUCCUCCUCACCCCUGUCCCUCUGGACACACCCUCCACCACCACCCUCUUCCUGCUCCUCACCGGGUACCCCAGUGGUUCCUGUCUGCGUGUGGAGGUGGAGGAGAUGGUUCUGAAGGAUGGCAGUCGGGUGAAGCCCCUCUCAGUCAGCCUGCCCCACAAUGGCACCGUCCCUCCCCAGACCCACACAGAGCCCCAGACCCACUCAGAGCCCCAGACCCACACAGAGCCCCAGACCCACACAGAGCCCCAGUCCCCCAUCAGCUGCACAGUGACCUUCUGCUCCCCUCAGCCCCUGGACCUCAGCUCACACAUCACAUUCCUGGACCACCUCAACAACAGGUUCAGGGUGGAGGUCUGUGCUACAGCAGAUAACAGUUUGUUGACAGUGUGGCCCUACCUGGCUCUGCACCGCUCUGAGCAGCAGAUAGUCCUCAAGACUGACUCUGGAGACAGCAGGAGUAGGGCUGGGUGUGCAGGACCAGGACCUAGAGGGAAGGAGGACUGGCCCCAGAAGGAGACAGAGGGUGAGAGAGAGACGGAUGGUGUGACUGACCAGCAGCAGUGGCAGCAGCAGGGUAUACCAGUGUUUCCAGGGCAGGACUCAGAGGAGGGGUUGUACUACCACAGCAUCCUGCAGGCCGUACAGAAGUGGUUCAGUCAGUUUGGCUGGCCCCGUGGACCAAACCCCAUCUCUCUACCACGCUCUCUCAGAAGGGUGGUAUGUAGAGUCCAGACAGUAGACUCCAGCUCUAGUGAGUGGAGGAACUCGUACCUUAUGAGUCAAGGUAAAGACACACGGACCAUCUACGACAUGCUGCGUCACCUGAGUGGACAGACACUUCCUGGUGUGAGCACCAACCAAUCGCUGCCCUGCAACCUCACUGAGCGCGUGCAGCAGCUUCUUCACUGGAACACAGUGCUGCUGGCCUUCCUCAGGCACACACCCUCACCAGCCUACUCACUGUGUUGUGAUCUUCAGGAGGCAGGAGCCUGUCUGUCCCACAUCAGACCCCAGUACCUGUUAGACUCCCAGGAGUUCAGCCACUGGAGCUCUCUACAGGCCCAGUGUGAUCAGAGGGGCUGGACUACAGCAGCAAGGUCUUUGAAUCCCUCAGUGCUAGUCCUGCCGCGGGUGACAGAGGGUCCCUUGUCCCUGGGCCUCCAGAGCUGUGACAGUGGCAGCAUGGAGCAGCAGGUCCCAGGAUAG
Messenger RNA from Oncorhynchus gorbuscha (pink salmon), 1711 nucleotides. Its product is annotated as cilia- and flagella-associated protein 47-like. Bases 71 to 1711 code for a protein of 546 amino acids. Lineage: Eukaryota; Metazoa; Chordata; Actinopteri; Salmoniformes; Salmonidae. The transcript has 11 exons. The record is from RefSeq and is a predicted model, not a curated record.